Messenger RNA from Dreissena polymorpha, 671 nucleotides. RefSeq lists its product as uncharacterized. The transcript has 5 exons. The record is from RefSeq and is a predicted model, not a curated record. Lineage: Eukaryota; Metazoa; Mollusca; Bivalvia; Myida; Dreissenidae. The coding region runs from base 166 to 582 and encodes 138 amino acids.
AGGUUAACUUUAACAGGUCGUAAUGAUGGAUAACCUAGCGAAAACCCUGUCUUACAUAAACUAUUGAUGGCACUCGAAAACGUGACAUAAACAUAUAUAAGAAUAUAGAGUUUGUCUGAGAAGAGAAUAUUUUGUCGAAGAAACCCGGUUUUGUAAGGACUCACCAUGUUGGCGAUAUUACUCGUGUGCUCGUUGGCGGCUGUUAAUGCUAUCAACACUCAGGAUAUCCGGAGGUACAUGGAUGUCAGCUUCGCACACUACGACCACAGUCCCCUGGAUGGGCUGGUCGAAGAGAACGAGUGGGACGCGACUAUCUACAGGGAGGACCUCAACAACGACACUUGCGUGACGCUACAAGAGUACCUGGCCGUUCACACUUGCCCACAGGCCGCUGCUCUAUACCAUCACUACGACCACAACAGCGACUCGUGCCUCAAAGUGGCCGAUAUGUCCCAAGAGUUCCACCUCAUCGAUCAUAGCGGUGACAACGUUGUAUCGCUGCACGAGUGGGAGCUGUACUUCCAACAUUUGACCCAGAAACUUUUCGGACAUCUUAUCCAUGGUCCCGGGAGCGGAAGAUAAGCGAAUGGUCGUGUUCAUCAUCUUUGUACAUUGCAUUUAUAAUGAAUACAUUUGUUAUUUAUUUCAAAUAAACUUGUUAUAUGCAGUCA